Messenger RNA from Actinia tenebrosa (Australian red waratah sea anemone), 1768 nucleotides. RefSeq names its product beta-1,3-galactosyltransferase 5. Gene Ontology annotation, molecular function: hexosyltransferase activity. Gene Ontology annotation, biological process: protein O-linked glycosylation. Gene Ontology annotation, cellular component: Golgi membrane. The record is from RefSeq and is a predicted model, not a curated record. Lineage: Eukaryota; Metazoa; Cnidaria; Anthozoa; Actiniaria; Actiniidae.
UCAAUACAUACUCAAAGACAUUCUACAAGGAAAUAAGGGAGAGAAAACAGCUUUACAUUUUCUGUAUGGACUCUGUAUAGCGUACUCAGCAGUAGACGGACAAACAAAUGAAUGUAAAUAUCAAAGUUUAUGAAGUCCCUUCGCCGUUGGAUCUGAACGCCCUUACCUUCAUCUAAAAAGACGAUAUUCUUUAUGAUUCAUGCAUUGGGAAGUAUUCAAUCGUUGGUUCUUUGGUGAUAACGAUUCAUGUCAUUUAACUGUUGAAGAUUGAGAUCGAGUGCUCAUUGUUUGGUUUCGAAACGUUAUAGUUGUUCGCUAAUAGCAAACACCAUCAACGAAAGAGUUUUUCACGCAAGAUUGAAUAUUAUAUCCACGAGGCUUGCUUUACAGAUAAAGAGUCAUAAUAUAAACUUACUCUUGGCAGUACGACUCCUUGUAUAAAUCGUUGAUUUUACUCGCUGAACUUCUUAAUUUUUUUCCAUAGUGUAGAAAAACAGGUGGAAGAUCUGUGUUUUAUAUAUUUAUAUAUUCCGACAACUAAUAAGUUUGGCAAACACAGUCGCUCAUCAAAGCCAAGCUUCAAGUGUGAACGUGUCCUUUAGUUUUUGCUGGCAUUGGAAUUUCAAUAUCGAUAAAUACCAGCAGUAGAGCAAUGACAAUGCGUUUAGUAAACUGUAGAUACGUUUUUUUAAGUCGAAGAAGAUUGAAAUAUUUCAUCCUAGUUCUGAUUUUUUUCGCCGUGGUUCUGAACCUGAGUAUUCUCCAGCAGAAGCCAGUGGAAUAUAUAAAAACAACGGGUCUCGUAAGACCUUGGAGAUUUAUCAAUGAUGUUUUGUUUACGUCUCUCAAAACAAAUGCUUCUUGUCCUACGAAAUUACUAUGUUUGAUACUCGUCUCAAGCAACGUUGGUCAUUUUGACAGGCGACAUUUAAUACGGAAAACAUGGGGGCCGGAUAAUUCUCUUCGUCCAAAGUGGCGAACGGUUUUUUUAUUAACUACGAAUGAUAACGAAGAAGAAAUGAAGCGACUAGCGUUGGAAGAACAACUCUACGGUGACAUUGUCCAAGGAAAUUACAAAGAGUCAUUUUUUAAUAUGGCUUUUAAGGUUGCGAUGGGUUUCGAAUGGGCAAUAAAGUAUUGCCAGUUUGACUACUUACUCAAGACAGAUGACGAUAUCUUUGUCAACACUCAUGGGCUGCUCAAUUAUUUGCAAGAUAAAAACACUGCUAAAAAAGGCCUUUAUACUGGAAAUCCAAUGAUUGGGAGCCCUGUGCUGAGGGACGGUAGAUAUAAAGUUGAGUACGAUAGAGGAGAAGGGAGAGACGAUCGCCUGAAUAAGACCAUGUUUGCACCAUAUUGUAGUGGAGGAGGAUUCGUCCUUUCCAGAGACGUCGUCAUGGUGAUGCUGGAUCAGUUCGACUUGGAACAUCCACUGAACAUUGAUGAUGCAUACAUUGGUGAGUUAGCAGAGCGAGCAAAUAUUAAAGUUGUAGUGAAUUCAAAGAACUUUAUGAUGUAUGUUGACAACUGCAAAUACAACGUGGAAGCAUAUGUUCAGCACCCAGCCAAGGGACAAUGCCUGCAAAAAUUGUUUGCACAACAUACAAUGUACUUGGAUACUGGGAAACUACCUCCCACUACUAAACCAACUACUAAGCCUACCCAGCCACCUAAAGUAGCUACCCAGCCACCUAAAGUAGCUACCCAGCCACCUAAAGUAGCUACCCAGCCACCUAAAGUAGCUACCCAGCCANACCCAGCCACCUAA